Chiloscyllium plagiosum (whitespotted bambooshark) is the source of this 2932-nucleotide messenger RNA. The record is from RefSeq and is a predicted model, not a curated record. NCBI's taxonomy places the organism in Eukaryota, Metazoa, Chordata, Chondrichthyes, Orectolobiformes, Hemiscylliidae.
CACCAACAAGCCCCGCCCUCCGACGGGCUCUCCGCUUUGACUGGCUGGAGGACCGAAUGGUUUUGGUCACUCCGGGAUUCCAGGAGAAUUAACUGUCAACCAGGGAAUCGAUGGCGUUAAUGUAUACCCAGACUGCUCCGCGCUGCAGAAAGCCCCCUACCAAUGCAUACAGGAGCCCAAUACGCAGGAGCAGGGGAGGGCUGUGCUCUGAGCAUGCUCAGUGGCAGUCAUGGGGACAGUCUGAAGAGGACUGGACGGUUGGAGCAGCAGGAGGAAAUUGUGAGGGUAGGAACGGAAACCACGGUACUGGGGCCUGGCAACUUUUUCAACUCUUGGCGGUGGCUUGGGGCCUCAAAGGCCCGUAUUUACCCUCCGCAGGCGGAAUCAGACCCCGGCGGAGCGGGCUCCCUAACCGCCAUCUUAUGGGAGUGGGAGCCCAGCGGCCGAGGGAGGAGGGGUUACCCAGGGUAUUCAGAGCAGUGGAUUUGCAGAUAGUAAAUUCAAACCAAAUAUCAAGAUUUGACAGAACCAUUCAAUUUAUGGGGACAUGAACAUCAUUGGUCUUUGAAUGUACAAGAAGAAAUGUUUGUCUCUGGGGGACAAAAAAAUUCAAACAUCAGUGAGACUGGAAAAGGACUGAAACAGAGACACCUAAAUGUGAGUGUUCCAGUGCGUUGACUUUGGAAACAGUGGUUACUGAUUACAUCACAUCACUCAUGGUGGAUGGGAACCAUACACUCGUGUGUAGAUGAAACUUCAAAUGAUCAUCCAAACUAGGGACACCCAAAGACAACCAUACCAUGGAGAAACCAUGGAAGUGUGGAGACUGUGGGAAGGGGUUCAGUUACCCAUCUGAGCUGGAAACACAUCGACGCAGUCACACUGGAGAGCGGCCGUUCACCUGCUCUGUAUGUGGGAAGGGAUUCACUCAGUCAUCUAGCCUCUAUACACACCAGCGGGUUCACACUGGGGAGAGGCCAUUCACUUGUCUUGAAUGUGGGAAAGGAUUUAAUGCUUUAUCCAAUCUCCGGACUCACCAGCGGGCUCACUCUGAUAAGAGACCAUUCAAAUGUUCUGACUGCGAGAAGAGCUUUAAAAGCAGAAAGGAUAUCGUGACACAUCAACGCACUCACACUGGUGAGAGGCCAUUUACCUGCUCCCUGUGUGGGAAGAAAUUUACUCAGUCAUCCCACCUCCUGACACACCAACUUGUUCACUCUGAUAAGAGACCUUUUGAAUGUUCUGACUGUGAGAAGAGCUUUAAAAGUAAAAAGGAUUUACUGAACCACCAACGCACUCUGACUGGGGAGAGGCCAUUCAUCUGCUCUAUAUGUGGGAAGGGGUUCACCUGUUCAUCCCAUCUUCUGUCACAUCAAUUUGUUCACACUGAUCAGAGACCUUUUAAUUGUCCUGAUUGUGAAAAGAAAUUUAAAACUACAAAAGACCUUCUGAAACACAGACACACUCACACUGGGGAGAGGCCAUUCAUGUGCUCUGUCUGUGGGAAGGGGUUCACUCGUUUAUCACAUCUGCUGAGACACCAUCGAGUUCACACUGGGGAAAGACCAUUCACCUGCACUGUGUGUUGGCAGGAAUUUGUUGAUUCGUCCGACCUUCUGAUUCACCAGCGCGUUCAUACCGGGGAGAGACCCUACAGCUGCAUGCUGUGUGACAAGCGAUUCACUCAGUCAUCCCAUCUCACGACGCAUCAACUUGUUCACACUGAUAUGAGACCUUUUAACUGUCCUUACUGUGAGAAAAGAUUUAAAAGUAAACAGAAUCUGUUAACACACCAACGGGUUCACACUGGGGAGAGGCCGUUCAACUGCCCCUUGUGUGGGAAGGGAUUUGCUCAGUCAAACAACCUCUUGAGACACCAGCAAGUUCAUAUGCGACAGCAGGGGUUGUAUUCCACUGUUAAUCACAUCCAAGACUGAACUGACGCUGGUUGCCUGUUUACUGUGGGAAUCCAGUUUGUUGCACAUAUUAAAGAUUAGACUUAAAUAUUGCGGUCAAGAUUAAAAAGUUUGAGGAGAAGACUAAAGUUGAUUGACAAUGAGGAAGAACUGAAGGAACAGGGCAAUAGAUUAUUGAAGAGGAAAGCAGUGAAUUGGAGUCAAUCUGCAGAAAUGUGAGUUAAUGACUUUGGGGAGGACAAACAAGAAAAUGGAUGGACAACAAAUGGCAGGAUACUGAGUGUCGAGGAAUAAAAAAAUCUUGCAAUGCUUUCCACCGAUCUCUGAAGGCAGAUGUACAGGGGAUUGGGUGAUCAAGAGGCACUUGGGAUCCUUUCUUAGUCAAGGGCUAGAACACAAAAACCCAGGAAAACGGUGCUGUUUAGAGCACAACUAGAGUUAGAACAUAGUUCUGGUUACUGCAUUAAACAGUUUCAUUAGUUGAUUGAAAUAAUCUUUUUAACAGUCAUCUAUUAGAGUGAGCCCAUUGAGAGUCCUGAUAAGUUGUUAAUUAUAAAGGGAGCCUAGACUUAAUUCACAAAAACUGAAGUCAAUUUGAUAUUUGUGUGUGUUUGUUUAAUCAAAUGUAGCGAAUAAAGAUAACUAAUAAGCAAGAGAUAGUAUAGGUGAAGAAGACUGAUCUCUUCAGUAAUUUACUAUUUGAGAUGUUUAGAUAAUACAAGUUCAGAAAAAUACUGGUUAAUUCCUGAUAAACUAAAGUGAUUUAAUCCCAAUGGAAGAAGCUGAUUAGUGAGUAUGAAGAUGAAGUAUGGAAUGAAGAUGAACCUUCAUUUAUGUUAAAAGGAUAUUACUAAACUGGAGAGGGUUUAGAAAACAUUAGCCAGGGUGUUGCCCAGAAUGGAGGGUUUGAGUUAUGAAAAAAAUAGUCUAGAUAGGCUGGAAUUUCUUUCAUUGGAGCAUAGGAAUUGAAGGGUGAACUUAUAGAUGUUUAUAAAAUCAUGGGGGGGGGGGGGGCA